Molecule: messenger RNA, 1936 nt
Organism: Malus domestica (apple)
Lineage: Eukaryota; Viridiplantae; Streptophyta; Magnoliopsida; Rosales; Rosaceae
Source: RefSeq, a predicted model, not a curated record
UCACCCCAGUGUUUUCCAGUUCAAAAGCCCUCCUUGAAAGCUCUUUCUCUCUCUCCCCUUGCACACUACUCCCCAGAUUUCUUUGGAAUUUCCCAAAAACCCCAAAAAGAAAGAAAGAAAUGUGAAAACCUUUUCAAAUUACAGCUACAGACACCCCUCCCCGAAUUUUGCAUUAGUAGCAGCUCUCCUCCUCCAUUACCUCUAAAGCUCCUCCACAGCUCUCUCUCUCUCUUAGCUUUCUAGACCGGAAAUCCUAUCUGGGUCUCGAACCUUUUCGGAUUCGGACCCCCGGGUUGACCAUGGAGUCCGGCGCUGCUCCGGCUAGUGACCACAACAUCAGAGGGGUGCCGACCCACGGCGGACGCUACGUUCAGUACAAUGUGUAUGGCAACCUCUUUGAAGUUUCCAGGAAGUAUGUCCCGCCCAUUAGGCCCGUCGGCAGAGGGGCUUAUGGUAUCGUCUGUGCUGCUGUCAACGCUGAGACUCGUGAGGAGGUUGCCAUUAAGAAGAUUGGUAAUGCAUUUGACAACAGAAUAGAUGCCAAAAGGAUUUUACGAGAAAUUAAACUUCUUCAGCACAUGGAUCAUGAAAAUGUUAUUGCCAUCAAAGACAUCAUACGGCCUCCACAGAAGGAGAACUUCAAUGAUGUCUACAUUAUUUAUGAAUUAAUGGACACUGAUCUUCAUCAGAUUAUACGGUCCAACCAACCAUUAAAUGAUGAUCAUUGUCGGUACUUUCUGUACCAGUUGUUACGAGGGCUCAAAUAUGUACAUUCAGCAGGUGUUUUACAUCGUGAUUUAAAGCCCAGCAAUUUGCUCAUGAAUGCAAAUUGUGACCUUAAGAUUGGAGAUUUUGGUCUCGCAAGGACAACAUCCGAAACUGAUUUCAUGACUGAGUAUGUUGUUACUCGUUGGUACCGUGCACCUGAAUUGCUGCUUAAUUGUUCGGAGUACACUGCAGCAAUCGAUAUAUGGUCUGUAGGUUGCAUUCUAGGUGAAAUCAUGAACAGAAAACCCCUAUUCCCUGGCAAAGAUUAUGUACAUCAGCUGAGACUCAUAACAGAGCUCUUAGGCUCACCUGAUGACUCCAGCCUUGGAUUUUUACGAAGUGAUAAUGCUCGAAGAUAUGUUCGACAACUACCUCAGUACCCAAAGCGGAGCUUCUCUCUUGGGUUUCCUGAUAUGUCUCCUAGCGCUAUAGAUUUGCUAGAGAAGAUGCUUAUCUUUGACCCAAACAGGCGUAUUACAGUUGAUGAGGCUCUUUGCCACCCAUACUUGGCGCCUCUUCAUGAUAUAAACGAGGAGCCUGUCUGCCCAAUGCCUUUCAAUUUUGAUUUUGAGCAACCCUCGUUUACUGAAGAGAAUAUCAAGGAGCUCAUCUGGAGAGAGUCCGUAAGGUUCAAUCCGGAUCCAUUCAAUGAGGGUCAUCGUAUAAUCUGUCGUAUGCUCUUAGAAAGUAAUCUCAAAACGGAUUACAAUCAUAUUCUACAUAGAACCCACUGGAUCCUCCAGGAGAAUGAAAUUAUAAAAACUUUGCUGGACCAAUCGGGAUUUCCUGAGAAAUCGCCCUGAAAUGUCAUUCAUUCAACAUUAACACGUAUUUGGAUGUCUGUAUCUGUUAAAUGUGUGAAAGGGAUUCUAAUAUGUGAGUCUCUAGAGCUCCAAUCCCUCAGUGGUGCAGGUUCGUGCUGGUUAGCGGCUUAUAAUCCGAUGAGGACUAUCACUGGCCAGCACCGAUGUAAGAUCCGAUAGUGUUGCAGUUGUAUCUGUUUAGAAUGGUAGUCCAAGUGUGAACAGUUGCUUUUUGUCAUGAAAACCCUUGACUCUCUGUAUAUUAUGCGUUUCGCCUUCGGGCUUCUUUCCACUGUUAGGACUCCUACGAGACAAAUUCCCGCUUAGUUUCGUUGUGAAAAUCAAUAAAAUGCCUUGCUUAGAAA